This is a messenger RNA of Lethenteron reissneri (Far Eastern brook lamprey), 1312 nucleotides long. Its product is annotated as peptidyl-prolyl cis-trans isomerase-like. Gene Ontology annotation, cellular component: cytoplasm. NCBI's taxonomy places the organism in Eukaryota, Metazoa, Chordata, Hyperoartia, Petromyzontiformes, Petromyzontidae. Gene Ontology annotation, molecular function: peptidyl-prolyl cis-trans isomerase activity; cyclosporin A binding. The record is from RefSeq and is a predicted model, not a curated record. Gene Ontology annotation, biological process: protein folding; protein peptidyl-prolyl isomerization.
GCGGCGCGGACGACUCCCUCCUCCGCCGUCUCCGGGCCCUGCUGCUACUGCCACUGCAACGUUAAUUUCCACCCCUUUGCUAAGUUUAAAGUGGGGAAAACAAAGGCAAGGAAGCUCAAAUUAGCAUUACAAUGGCUGUGAAACAGGUGUUCUUUGACCUCACCGCCGACGGCGCUGCCGUGGGUCGCGUCGUGAUGGAGCUGAGGGGUGACGUUGUGCCCAAGACUGCCGAGAAUUUCCGUGCUCUGUGCACUGGAGAAAAGGGCUUUGGCUACAAGGGGUCCACGUUCCACCGUGUCAUUCCCGACUUCAUGUGCCAGGGUGGAGACUUCACCAAGGGCAACGGAACUGGGGGCAAGUCCAUCUACGGCAACAAGUUUGAGGAUGAGAACUUCACGCUGAAGCAUGAGGGCCCGGGCAUCCUGUCAAUGGCUAAUGCUGGACCAAACACGAACGGCUCUCAGUUCUUCAUCUGCACUGCAAAGACUGCAUGGCUGGACAACAAGCACGUUGUGUUUGGGAAAGUGAUAAACGGACUGGACGUCAUCAAGAAGGUUGAGAGCUAUGGAGCGUCGAGUGGAAAGACGUCCAAGAAGAUUGUCGUUGCCGACUGUGGAGAACUCUAAAACAAACCAAAGCUCCCCAUUGUCUUGUCAGAUUGUGGUGAGAUGGCACGAGUUGGCUAUUCAAAAUCAGAACUUUAUCUUUAGUUGAACUCGAUGAGUUCAACUAAAUCCAUUGCGCUUGCCAAAAUUGUGUCGUUUGUAAUUGGGCCUUAGAAACAACUAUUAAAUUAUCGAUUGACUCAAUUUUAGUUUUGAACUAAUCCCCAACAGGAUUUUCUUUGGGAAUGUGAACAGGCAAUUUGGAUGAGGUUGCUUAGUAAAUGGUUGUAUGCUAUUCUGGGACAUGUAUUUACGCAAUCCUUGUGAAUUGGUAGCAUCAUUAUGAUUUUUUUAAACCUCAAGGAAAUGUGAUUAACUGUCUUGUGGAAUGGUGCAAAUAGCAAGAGGUUAGACUUUUCGCUUUGUCCAAACUAGUCGCACUUUGUUGGAGAUUUUUUUUUCCCUUUCAAGUAUCCCCAACUCGUGCCAUUUUUGCCAAAUCUGCAGUUUUUUGUCCACAGGUAGCCAUGCAGUAUAAUCGCUUCUACUUUUUUGUUGUAGUCCACUGCAAGAAUGUUUAUUUGGAUUGGUUGUGGUUCUUUUUUAAUGAUCCCGUAACCCUACUUUUCCCCAUUCAUAAAAGUUACAGUGAAUGUCAUUGUGUUUCUGUACUGCUGAUUUGAACAGUAAAGAUCAAGGCAACCUUA